Messenger RNA from Hippoglossus stenolepis (Pacific halibut), 4062 nucleotides. Its product is annotated as platelet-derived growth factor receptor beta. The record is from RefSeq and is a predicted model, not a curated record. Gene Ontology annotation, molecular function: platelet-derived growth factor beta-receptor activity; ATP binding; platelet-derived growth factor binding. Gene Ontology annotation, biological process: protein phosphorylation; multicellular organism development; positive regulation of kinase activity. Gene Ontology annotation, cellular component: signaling receptor complex. Bases 372 to 3521 code for a protein of 1049 amino acids. NCBI's taxonomy places the organism in Eukaryota, Metazoa, Chordata, Actinopteri, Pleuronectiformes, Pleuronectidae. The transcript has 27 exons.
UUCUACAAUAGCAAACGUAAAUAUAAUCUCUCACUCAGAAAUAAUUCAAGGCAGAAUCCUGAUUGUAAAAGCUGAAGUACAAGAUUUUAAAUUCAGUUUUAUUAAUAUCUAUGCACCCAAUCAAGGCUCUGAGCGGGAAAGAGUUUUUAAAAUUUUAAACGAAACACUAAGUGGCAUAGACCAGGAGGAAUGUAUUGUGUUGGGUGGAGACUGGAACUGCUGCACAGAUUUGAAGUUAGACAGGACGGGGGUGGAGCCACAUGUUCAGUCAUCUCUGCUUUUAUCUGAGAUCGUAACAAAAGUAGAUCUGGUGGAUGUGUGGAGGUUAAAGCAUCCUUCAGCCCGGCAGUACACCUGGGUCAAAGUUCUAGAUGGAAGGAUCAGUGCAGCCAGGACCAGCGGCCAUGAUGUCUUCCAUCAGAAGCCUGAACCUGCUGCACCUCCUGCUGGGUGUGUUUCUGGUUCAUCCUGAAGGGGGCGUCUGUCUGGAGCUGCUCCCAUCAGCCUCUGAAGUUCUGCUGGUCUCUAACUCCAACUUCACUGUGGUGUGCUCAGGGUGGAGUCAGGUGACAUGGCGGUUACCUCAGGACACUCUGGUAGACGGGGUCGUCGUGGAGACCCGGGGUUCCAGCAGCAUCCUGCAGCUCAGUAACGUCACCUGGAGGAAUUCUGGAAGAUACACCUGUGAGGAGACAUCUUCCUAUCAGAGCAGAGACGUGGACGUGUUUAUACCUGGACAAGGUCCAGAUGAAUGGUUUGUCCCGGUGGGUCCAGGUGUGGUAAUGAAGGAGGUGGAGGAAGUUACCAUCCCCUGUGUCGUGUCCAACCCACAGCUCAGCGUCUUGUUGUUCGAACGUCCCAGCAGGACGCCAGUUACUGGGAUGUACGAGCCGGGCCGUGGCUUCACAGGUCGUCUGAACGACACUUCAUACGUGUGCUUGGCUGCCCACGGAGGUGAGGAGAGAGAGUCCCAGGUGUACUACGUCUUCAGCAUUGUAGUGCCUCAGGUGAUGGAUGUGGACCUGUCUGUCUCCAGCAGUGUGUUGAAACAGGGGGAGGUUCUCAUAGUCAACUGUACAGUUAAAGAUUUAGAGAAUGUUUAUUUCUCCUGGACCUUCCCCCGCAGACAGGAAGUUGAACCUCUUACGGACUUUCUGCCCCAUCAGAUUCGCUCCUUCAUUAACAUCUCCACAACAACAGUGGCAGACUCUGGUGUGUAUGAGUGUGAAGUUCAGGAGACGACACGAGAUCAAAGAGUGACGAAGAAUAUCACAGUCACUGUACUGGAGCGAGGUUAUGUCUACCUGUGGCCAUCAGGUGACACUAGCGUGUCAUCUCUCCUCCACCACACGGUGGCGCUCAAUGUGGAAAUCGAUGCUUACCCUACUCCAACUGUCGUCUGGACCAGAGACAACCAGACUGUUGCCAUGGAAACCACCUCCAUUACAACCACACACCUGACAGGCUGCAGGUAUGUGACCACACUAACGCUGGUUCGAGUCCAGAUGGAUCAGACAGGAAGUUAUACAGCAACUGUUUCCAACGACGAUGGCAUUGAGGAGGUCGUCUUCAACCUCGAGGUCAAAGCACCCCCCAGGAUCACGUCUCUGUCAGAGGUCAGCAGCAAGGCAGUGUUGUGUGUCAGCGAGGGAGCUCCGCCCCCUUCUGUCACUUGGUAUAUAUGUCACAGCUCACACAGAUGCAGUAAUGUGACAGGGGGCUGGAGGAGCCUAUCAGCAGCCUCGGAGGGUGUGUCCCUGCAGGAGAACGUCAGUGAGGUGGAAAGAGGAGUCACCCAGGUUCACAGUAAGUUGACUCUACAGGCUCUCACCUCUCUGUCAGCUGUUCGAUGUGAAGUAAAAAACUCGGGAGGACGACGUGUCAGAGACCUGAGAGUCCUGUCGCCCUCUCUCCUGUCUCAGGUUGCUGUAUUAGCAGCAGUUCUGGUUUUGGUCAUCAUCGCUGUCUUCUUCCUAAUCGUCCUCAUCGUCCUCUGGAGAAAAAAACCUCGGUAUGAAGUUCGUUGGAAGGUGAUCGAGUCUGUGAGUCCUGAUGGACAGCAGUACACCUACCUUGACCCCUCCCACCUGCCCUACAACGCUUUCUGGGAAAUACCACGAGAAAACAUAGUACUAGGUCAGGUGUUGGGUUCAGGUGCGUUCGGUAAAGUCGUUGAAGGAAAAGUUUCUGAUUUGAUUGAUUCUAAUUCUACGACUAAAGCAGCCAUGAAGAUGCUCAAGAAAAACAGUGGAGCGGUUCAGUCUUUGAUGUCCGAGUUGAAGGUUCUCGUUCAUCUCGGUCCUCAUAUGAACAUUGUCAACCUGCUGGGAGCGUGCACGAGAGGAGGACCUGUCUAUCUGAUCACUGAGUUCUGUCGUCAUGGAGACUUGGUUAACUUCCUGCAGAGAAACAAACACAACUUCUUGCUGAGUGACCCACACAACAAGAGUGACAGUGAUGGAGGUUAUAUGGACAUGAAUAAAGAGAGAGGGAGCGCUCAGAACGUCGCCAUGAACGAUCUUAGCUACGCUGACAUCGAACUGGCGCCCAACGAGUCGCCACACGAGUCGCCGCACGAGUCGCCGCACGAGUCGCCGUACACAGCACCAGACCAGCAGGAGGCGUCCUCUCUGCUCCUCAAUGACCCUCCUCUCCUAAGCCUCAAUGACCUCCUGAGCUUCUCUUACCAGAUCUCUCAAGCCAUGGACUUCCUCUCCAGCAGAAACUGCGUCCACAGAGACCUGGCAGCAAGGAACGUCCUGGUCUGUGAGGGAGAGCUGGUGAAGGUCUGUGACUUUGGUUUGGCGCGGGACCCGAUGAAGGACCAAGACUACAUCGCCAGAGGAAACAGCUUCCUGCCGCUCAAGUGGAUGUCUCCAGAGAGCAUCUUCCAGAGCAUCUACAGCUGCCAGAGCGACGUGUGGUCCUACGGAGUCUUACUGUGGGAGAUCUUCUCUCUGGGUGAGAGCCCGUACCCCGACCUCCCCGUGACCCGAGAGUUUUACUCUGCUCUGAAGAGAGGACACAGGAUGAGCAGACCUGAACACGCUCCGCAUCACAUCUUCCAGCUGAUGACACGUUGCUGGGAGGUGGAGCCUCAGCUAAGACCGUCCUUCUCUUCUCUCAUCGUCUCCGUUGGAAGCUUGUUGUCUGAAGAACACAACAAGCGUUACAUCCGGCUCACAGAGAACUUCCUGAAAGAUCCAGCUGUUGUUCGAUCAAGACAGAGUCUAAUCAGAUCUGCUGAGGACCAGACAGACACACAAGGAAGCCCCGCCCUUCCUGUGAAACGUCACAUGUCAGAAGCGGGGCCGGAGGAGGCGGGCCCCUCCCACGGUACUUACAUCAUCCCCAUCUCUGACAUCACCAUAGCAACAAGUGGCAGCGCUGCGCUGGACGCAGCCAGCCUCCAUCGCUCAGAUACACCCCAACCACAGGAAGUGACAUCAUCAGAGGGUAAACAGGAAGCUGAAGAGCCGUCUUCCUGCAGUCGUCAGGAAGAGGAGGAGAGCUGCCUGUGAGGCUUCUGAUGCCUGACAGACAGAGCAGAGGGUUAAAAACCACCAUCUCUCAAUCCCAGAUGUUUUACCAGCUGUUCUUCCUGCAUUCAGCAUCUGGAACUGUUUCUUUUAUUCUGGAUGUUUGUUCUGCUCAGAUUUUUAUUAUACAACAGUUUGAUCCUCGGCUCUGCUGUCAGUCAAACUGUCUAUGUAGGUGAUUGGUCAUUUGUAGUAAACCCCGCCCCUUUUAUGUGCAUGCGCUAUCUAGAGGAAAACCUGAGUUAAUUUAAGUAGUUGAUAACCAGCGUCAUGUGACCGUUUAGCCAGACUGUGUUUGUUGGGUGAAGUCGAGCCGCAUUACGUAAAGUUGUCCUGGAUGUAUAACACGCUUCGUAGAACAGGCGCCUGGAGUUCAUCACACCUGUGUCAGGUGAUGUGAUCAGGUGUGAACAGCAGGUGUGAGGCAGGUCCUGGAUCAGAUCUGAACUUGUUUUAUUCUUCAAUUAUCCUGUAUCAAGUUUUCAUAUUAACUGAAUAUUUUAAUUAAACAAGAAGAAACAAA